Penicillium salamii is the source of this 1959-nucleotide messenger RNA. The record is from the annotation of a GenBank genome assembly. NCBI's taxonomy places the organism in Eukaryota, Fungi, Ascomycota, Eurotiomycetes, Eurotiales, Aspergillaceae.
AUGGGACCCCGAAACAUCCGCUCCGAUUCCGAGCACCAAAGUCCAUUCAGCCGGUCAUUCACAUCGAGUUCGCCAAUUGCAGCCUCUGCAAUCGCCCGAGAUCUCGCCAGUUACAGUGAGGAUGAACCAACCCCCAGCGAUGAAACUUCCAGCUCGACCGACUACCCACCCGGUAGCUAUACCAGCAACGCCCGCUCGUUAGCUGGGUCAUAUCGCCGCCCCAGCAAUUUCACCUCAAUCAGCCACGCAACCAUAAUCCCCUGGACUGGAGAACAGCAAGUUCUGUCCAAGAACGAGCGCCAGCAAAUCAUCGAGGAAGAGCGCCACCUGUUGAGCGAUAAUAAUGUUAUCCCACCCGACCAUGCACAUGGCAAGUCUCACGGCCUGCAGCACAAAGUGAGUGGAUUACUCUCUGCUGCGAUUGGUCAAGGAUCCCCGUCUCGCCGAACAAGUCACUCUCAUCGAUCGAGAAGUCGGAGUCGUGUGUCCGACGGCGCAAGUGAAACGACUGCGCUACUGGAUGAAGCGGUCGAAUCUGGGGGCUCCGGCAGCGAGAUGGGCUCGGAGGAGAUUGAUCGCAAAUGGGAUGAAGCAGUUGCGGCUGGCCUGAUUCAUACCACCUGGCAGCGGGAAGCGAAGGUCAUUGGGAAGUACUCAUUGCCGCUGAUGGUGACUUUCCUCCUACAGUAUUCCUUGACGGUAGCUAGUAUCUUCACCAUUGGGCACCUAGGAAAAGAGGAGCUGGGAGCUGUCAGCCUGGCGAGUAUGACUGUGACCAUUACCGGAAAUGCAGUGUUUUCAGGCUUGGCGACGAGUUUGGAUACCCUCUGUUCGCAGGCUUAUGGCUCUGGGAAGAGGAAGCUGGUAGGACUGCAGAUGCUGCGGAUGGUCUACUUCCUUUGGAUGAUCACCAUCCCUAUUAUGGUUCUCUGGUACUUUUCGGAGCACAUUUUGGCCAAGAUUGUGCCUGAGACAGAGGUUGCCGAGAUGGCUGGUCUCUAUCUAAAGGUUGCUCUCCUGGGUACGCCCGGUUUUGCUUGCUUCGAGAGUGGCAAGCGAUACCUGCAGGCCCAGGGUAUAUUUUCGGCGUCUUUGUAUGUUUUGAUCUUCUGCGCGCCACUUAACGCAUUCCUUAACUGGUUCUUCGUUUGGAAACUUCAAUGGGGCUUCAUUGGCGCGCCCAUCGCCGUUGUCAUCACGGAAACACUUCUCCCAAUCUGCCUGUUCAUCUAUGUCUAUUUCUUCGUUGGAUCCGAGUGUUGGUGUGGAUUCAGUCGACGUGCCUUCCAGAAUUGGGGUCCAAUGAUCCGCUUGGCACUCCCGGGGCUCAUCAUGGUGGAGGCAGAAUGUCUGGCCUUCGAAAUCCUGACCCUUGCAUCCAGCUACCUCGGUACAUCCGAGCUCGCAGCCCAAUCUAUCCUGGCAACUAUCUCAAGCAUCACAUGGCAGAUACCAUUCCCACUCUCCAUUGCGGGUAGCACGCGGGUAGCGAACCUGAUCGGAGCUACCCUGGUCGACGCCGCCAAGACCUCUGCCAAGGUGAGCUUUUGUGGCGCUGCCAUCGUCGGCUUGUUGAACAUGGUUCUUUUGUCCACUUUACGCUCGUACAUCCCUAGACUCUUCAGCUCCGACCCAGAAGUUGUGGAGAUUGUGGCGCAGGUUCUGCCACUCUGUGCGGCUUUCCAGCUAUUUGAUGCCCUGGCCGCCAAUUGCAAUGGUAUCCUGCGUGGUCUCGGUCGACAGGAGGUGGGUGGUUACAUCCAGCUCUUCCUUUACUAUGUGGUUGCCAUGCCACUCAGCAUGACCACAACAUUUGUUUUAGGAUGGGGCGUCAUGGGCCUAUGGACCGGUGUAGCCCUUACUCUUGGACUUGUUUCUCUCAUUGAGGGCAUCUUCAUUAGCCGGGCUAAUUGGAAUCGCUCUGUUGAGGAGGCCGUUCGUAGAAACGAGCUGACUUAA